Mus musculus (house mouse) is the source of this 14959-nucleotide messenger RNA. It is a transcript of the gene Dnah2, whose product is annotated as dynein, axonemal, heavy chain 2. The coding region runs from base 3468 to 14777 and encodes 3769 amino acids. Gene Ontology annotation, biological process: microtubule-based process; microtubule-based movement. The record is from RefSeq and is a predicted model, not a curated record. Gene Ontology annotation, cellular component: motile cilium; dynein complex; axonemal dynein complex. The transcript is spliced from 75 exons. NCBI's taxonomy places the organism in Eukaryota, Metazoa, Chordata, Mammalia, Rodentia, Muridae. Gene Ontology annotation, molecular function: ATP binding; dynein intermediate chain binding; dynein light intermediate chain binding.
GGGGUGCGGACACUAGAAGCCACACAGAUGAGCAGUUAAGGAACGAAGUGUAGGAAGAUGAGGUUUGGGACAAGUAGUCGGGGAGAGGUGGGCAUCAGCUCCGGUGAGGUUCUCUGGUUUUGAAGCUUUGGCACAAGGUAGGGCCAAAAGAGCCAUAAAAUUGCCUCUUAUGGCUAGAGAGAUGGCUCAGCAGAGAACCUGGGUUUGGUUCCCAGCACCCACGUGGUAGCUCACAAACAUCUGUAAUUCCAGUUCCCGGGGACAUGACACCUUCUUCUGAUCUCUAUUGGUACCAGGUACUCACAUGAUGUACACAUAUGCAGGCAAAACACUUACACACAUGAAAUACAAUAGAUAAGUCUUGCCUGGCAUGGUGGUGCGUGUCUCUAAUCUGGUGGUGCACCUGGGAGGCAGAAGUAAGUGUUUCUCUAUGAGUUCCAGGUCAGCAUGGUCUACACAGGGAGUUACAGGGCAGGCAAAUCAUAUAGUAAGACCCUGUCUCAAAAACAAACAAAAAGACAAACCCAAAAACUCGAAGUUUUAAAUGGCCUCUUACUGAUUUGAGAUUCUGAAAAAGAAGGAACAUUAGGCCCAGAUUAUAUUAUAACUGGUUAUCUACAUAGUAUAGAAGCAGAUUCACAGCUAGUUAUAUAUUUAUAUAGACAAACGGUUUAAUUGGUUAUAACAUUUGCAGGCUCGUAAUAGGGCUGAAUACCACUCCCCACCCCUACUCCUCCUCCAGACAGGGCUCUUCUGGGUAACAGCUCUGACUGUCCUGGAACUUGCUUUGUAGACCAGGCUGGUGUGAAACUCAUGGAAAUCCACCUGCUUCCGCUUCCCAAACACUGGGACUAAGGGUGUGUGGCACCACCACCCAGCCUAGGGCUGGAUAUCCCCAAAGGUGCUAUGCUAGAGAGUCUCCCUCGUGGACAACCGUGGGCUAACGUGGGUGUGAGCGUACUUGGCCACUCUGUCCUUUCUCCAUCAAAUAUGAGAGCAGUGUGUAGAGCCAGGGAGACGGCUCUAAAAAGUGAUGACCUCAGCUCCAUCCCUUGAACUCAAGUGGUGGGAAGAGAGCUGACUCCCGAAAAUUGUCCUCUGACCUACACACACACACACACACACACACACACACAGACAGAGGCACACACAGGCACACAUGCACUCACACGGACACUAAAUAAAUAAGCCUAUAAAUCUGAAAGUUUACAUUCAUAAUGCCAUCAAAGCUGUGAACAAAAAUAAGGGAUUGCAUUUCAAUCAUGACAUUUUCCUGUCUUAAGUUGAUCAUGUCAGAGAUUUGGCCCCACGCUGUACAGUCAGUGUCUUCUGCACGGCUCGGCUUUCUAGAAGGUGGCAUGAGAUGCCUGUGUGAUUAGGACAGAUGACUGCUUUAGUCAUCUGCUAGAAACAGGCUUUUCCCUCCCCUGCAGCUUGUUUGUUUGUUUGUUUGUUUGUUUGCACUGCGUAUGCAGAGGUCAGAGGACAAUUUGUGGGUGUCAGGAUGUUCCUUGUAGUCUGUGGGUCCCAGAGUUGGGGCUCAGUGGUCAGGCUGCUGGCAAGGACCUUUACAGCUGAGCUGACUCCCUGACCCUGCCUGAAAUGCCUUUUGCAUUCUCUUUAUGUUGGUGUUUUUCUCUCUGUCUCUUUCACACACACACACACAUACACACACACACAUACACACACACACAUACACACACACACACACAGCCUUGGGACAUCAUUUAUGACCUAGAUUUAUCUGAAAGCCAGACAAUAGCUAAGCAUUUCUUCCAAAUAGAAGGUGGUUGUGUUUCUGUCCAUUGGCAGCUGUUUUCUGGAGAAAUAUAAGGUGCCUAACAAUACAUUUGGUGAUUUUAGGGCAAAAACUGCCUCAACUCAGUAAAUAAUAGAUAAGAAAGAAAAGUCUGAGCUGAUUAAACCCAUAAAAAAACUGGAGACAGUUUGACUCCCCACACUGAUUAGCACCGCUGGGAGUGCAGAUAGCUUUAUCAGGCUUACCCUUCAUGUUAAGGUCUGGUUCGACCUUGAAGCAUACUUUUGAAAUGUCCCUGACAGUCCUCAGAAUUAGUCAGAAUUAUCUGACUGUCCUGGGAGCCUACCAGGCCCUAAUAGGAUUUAUAUUACCCCACAAGGGCCUUUCCCUCCAUAUGUCCCAAAUAUUUGAACUCUGAAGCCCAAAUGGGCUUUUAGCACAUUUUCUGGCCAGAGCAGCUCAGUAGAUUGCACUUAAUGUGUUCCAGGUGUCCCCUGCGCUUGGUUGAAAGAGCUGAGUUAUCAGCCUUGUGGACCGGAGGGGCGGAACUUCCCCAGAGCAGGACAGAGCUCUGGUGCCUGCUCACCGUUGUUGUUCCCAGUGUGUCCCUCUCCUCCUCCUUCCUCAUUGGCACCAGCACCGUGUGUGCACUCUGGGCUGUCAGUACUGCCAGCCUGAGUGACCUUGUUUUGCUAUCUUUAUUUCACAUUUGGGGCUCUAUUAUAAAACAGCUUUAAAAAAAACAUCAUCCCCCAAAUGGAGUUGGAAAGAAGUUAGGUUUGUCAAUCAAAUUUGUGCUCUGGAAAUUUAUUGACAAAAUUCUGUCAAGACUGAACAUCAUUUUUAAAAAGUUUAAAAAAACAAAACCAAACCAAAACAAAAAAAGCCGUGUUCUUUAGAACAACCUCAGGAGAUACUGUCCAAAUUCAUUCUGCGGACUGACAAAAUUCGAUCAUUUACCUUCAAGUUAUUUUUGAAAAUCCUGUCAAGAUGAGAAAAAUUCAGAGCUAUUUUGGUGUGUUGUUGGCCAGUAUUCCUUCCCCGCCGAGCUUGUCCGGAUAGCUGUGAAUAGAGACAAGUUCAACCUCUCCAGUUUGAAAACAUGGGAGAAUGUGUUUGACUACCUGAAAUGGAUCUGUGUAUUCAAGCCCUCCACGCUCUCUGAUGGCUAUAGCAGGUUUUGGUGAAACUGACCUUCGGCGCGGGUGGCUACUGUGUGACCUGCCCAGCCGUGUGCUUUUGUGUUGAUGCGGUGGCUCCCUUCAGUAGAAGCCUGGGAUAUUCCUGUGUGGUUUGACCUCUCAAAAGGGAAAGACUCUACUCUUAGCUUUCACCACAGUGUAUUGUUAGAACGAUUCUGUUGAUCUCCUACUCUGUUUAUUUCCUCUUUUUUCUUUUGAGACGUCCUCAAACUCUUUAGCCUACGCUGUCCUAGAACUUGGCGGCACUCCUCCUACCUCAGCCUCCUGAGUGUUGGGAAUGCGAUCACAUAACCUCAAGCCUGGCUGAGCCUAAUCCUCAGACUGAACUUCUCAUGAGUAUGGAUAAAUAAGAAGGAAAAGCCGCUCCUGGGUUAACACCACCCAAGGUACUGGGCGUCCAUCACGGUGUUGAAACCACCUGGAUAAGGCGGCUGAGGACACUCCUGAUUCUCUUUGCGGAGAUUGACUACUGGGAGCGGCUGCUGUUUGAGACACCGCACUACGUGAUGAACGUGGCUGAACGCGCCGAGGACCUGCGCAUUCUCCGGGAGAACCUGCUCCUUGUUGCUCGAGACUAUAACAGGAUUAUUGCCAUGCUGUCCCCAGACGAGCAGGCCCUGUUCAAAGAGCGGAUCCGGUUCCUGGAUAAGAAGAUCCACCCUGGACUGAAGAAGCUGAAUUGGGCCCUGAAGGGGGCCAGUGCCUUCUUCAUCACCGAGUGCCGCAUGCAUGCCAGCAAGGUGCAGAUGAUUGUGAACGACUUCAAGGCCUCCACCCUGACCAUCGGCUGGAAGGCCCAGGAGAUGUCGGAACUGCUGCUGGUGCACAUCACUGGCAAGCAGGUGUACAGGGACCUGGAGUUCGAGGAGGCCCAGAGAGAGCACCGGAUGGCCGCACAGCAAAAGCUGGUGAAGCUGCACCAAGAUGUGGUGAACAUCAUGACCAACUCCUACGAAGUGUUCAAGAACGAUGGCCCCGAGAUUCAGCAGCAGUGGUUGCUCUACACCAUACGGCUGGAUCACAUGAUGGAGGACGCCCUGCGCCUGAACGUGAAGUGGUCACUGCUGGAGCUUUCCAAGGCCAUCAACGGGGAUGGAAAGACCACUCCAAACCCGCUCUUCAGGGUCCUUGUCAUUUUACAGAAUGAUGUGCGGGGAGGUGGGUCACAGGUGGAAUUCUCCCCGACUCUGCAGACUCUGGCGAGUGUGGUCAAUGACAUAGGCAGCCACCUCUUUGCCACCAUCUCUGUCUUCCGCCACCUCCCCGACAUCCUCACCAAACGCAAGAUGAAUCGAGAGCCCAUUUAUGUACUUGUGGAGCGAGACGAGGACAUCAGGAAGAUCCAGGCCCAGAUCAGCAGUGGCAUGACUAACAAUGCGAGCCUGCUGCAGAAUUACCUCAAGACCUGGGACAUGUACCGGGAGAUCUGGGAGAUCAACAAGGACUCCUUCAUUCGCCGCUACCAGCGCCUCAACCCCCCUGUCUCCUCUUUUGAUGCUGACAUUGCCCGCUACACGGAGGUGGCGAACAAUGUGCAGAAGGAAGAGACGGUCCUCAACAUCCAGUUCGUGAUGCUGGACUGCUCUCACCUCAAGUUCUCGCUGGUGCAGCACUGCAACGAGUGGCAGAACAAGUUCACAACCCUGCUCAAGGAGAUGGCAGCUGGGCGCCUUGCGGACCUGCACUCCUACCUCAAGGACAAUGCUGAAAAAAUCAGCCACCCUCCCCAGACGCUGGAGGAGCUAGGGGUCAGCCUGCAGCUCAUGGACACCCUGCAGCAUGACCUACCCAACCUGGAGACUCAGAUCCCCCCCAUUCACGAGCAGUUUACCAUUUUGGAGAAGUAUGAGGUGCCAGUUCCGGACACUGUCCUGGAGAUGCUGGAGAGCCUCAAUGGGGAGUGGCUCACCUUCCAACAAAUCCUGCUGGAUAGCGAGCAGAUGCUGAAGAAACACAAGGAGAAGUUCAAGACAGGCCUUAUCCAUGCCGCCGAUGACUUCAAGAAGAAGGCACACAACCUUCUAGAAGACUUUGAGUUCAAAGGGCCGUUUACCAGCACCGUGGGCCACACGGCUGCACUGGAUCAGAUCGCACAGAUGCGCGCCAUGCUGAUGGCCAUGCGGGACGAGGAGAACAACCUCCGCUCCAAUCUGGGCAUCUUCAAGAUCGAGCAGCCGGUCUCCAAGGACCUCCAGAUCCUGGAGAAGGAGCUCGAUGCCCUCCAGCAAGUGUGGGAGAUCACCCGGGACUGGGAGGAGAGCUGGAACCAGUGGAAGAUGGGCUGCUUCCAGACCCUGCAGACGGAAGCCAUGGAGUCCAUGGCUCAUGGGCUGUUCCGCCGCCUCACGAGACUAGCCAAAGAGUACAAGGACCGAAACUGGGAAAUCAUUGAAACGACUCGCUCCAAAAUAGAGCAGUUCAAGAGGACCAUGCCCCUCAUCUCAGACCUGCGGAAUCCAGCCCUCAGAGAGAGGCACUGGGACCAGGUCAAAGAGGAAGUCCAGCGGGAGUUUGAUCAGGAGUCAGAGAGCUUCACCUUGGAGCAGAUUGUGAAACUAGGGAUGGAUCAGCACGUGGAGAAGAUUGCAGAGAUCUCAGCCUCUGCGACCAAAGAGCUGGCCAUAGAAGUGGGAUUACAAAAUAUUGCCAAGACCUGGGAUUCGACUCAGCUAGACAUAGUACCCUACAAGGACAAGGGCCAUCACCGGCUCAGGGGAACAGAGGAAGUGUUCCAGGCACUGGAAGAUAAUCAGGUGGCCCUGUCAACCAUGAAGGCAUCUCGAUUCGUGAAGGCCUUUGAGAAGGAUGUGGACCACUGGGAGCGCUGCCUCUCUCUCAUUCUGGAAGUUAUUGAGAUGGUCCUCACUGUGCAGAGACAGUGGAUGUACCUAGAGAAUAUCUUCCUUGGAGAGGACAUCCGGAAACAGCUGCCCAAUGAGUCAGCCCUAUUUGACCAGGUCAACAACAACUGGAAAGCCAUCAUGGACCGAAUGAACAAAGACAAUAACGCUCUCCGGAGCACCCACUACCCAGGACUCCUGGAGACACUGAUAGAAAUGAACGCAAUCCUGGAGGACAUUCAGAAGUCCCUGGACAUGUACUUAGAGACCAAGCGCCACAUAUUCCCCCGCUUCUACUUCCUGUCCAAUGAUGACCUGCUGGAGAUCCUGGGCCAGUCCCGUAACCCAGAGGCUGUGCAGCCACACCUCAAAAAGUGCUUUGACAACAUCAAACUGCUGAAAAUUCAAAAGGUCGGGGGCUCCAGCAGCAAGUGGGAGGCAGUGGGAAUGUUCUCAGGUGACGGUGAAUACAUUGACUUCCUCCACCCAGUACUUCUAGAAGGACCAGUGGAGUCGUGGCUUGGUGAUGUGGAGCGGGCCAUGAGGAUGACCCUUCGGGAUUUGCUUCGAAACUGCCGCGUGGCCCUCAAGAAGUUCCUCAACAAGAGAGACAAAUGGGUGAAAGACUGGGCUGGCCAGGUGGUGAUCACUGCUAGUCAGAUCCAGUGGACAGCUGAUGUCACCAAGUGCCUGAUGACAGCCAAAGAGCGAUCAGACAAGAAAAUCCUCAAGGUCAUGAAGAAGAAGCAGGUGUCAAUACUAAAUAAGUAUUCAGAGGCCAUCAGGGGGAACUUGACCAAGAUCAUGAGACUUAAGAUUGUGGCUCUGGUGACGAUAGAAAUUCACGCCCGCGACGUGCUGGAAAAGCUCUACAAGAGCGGCCUCAUGGAUGUCAGUUCCUUUGACUGGCUCAGCCAGCUGCGCUUCUACUGGGAGAAGGAUGUGGAUGACUGUAUAAUCCGCCAGACCAACACACAAUUCCAAUAUGGUUAUGAGUACUUGGGGAACUCUGGUCGGCUGGUCAUCACUCCCCUGACAGACAGAUGUUACAUGACAUUGACCACGGCACUGCACCUUCAUCGCGGGGGCUCCCCCAAAGGCCCAGCAGGUACUGGAAAGACAGAAACUGUCAAAGACCUGGGCAAGGCGCUGGGUAUAUAUGUCAUCGUGGUCAACUGCUCCGAGGGCUUGGACUAUAAGUCCAUGGGAAGAAUGUACUCAGGACUGGCACAGAGUGGAGCCUGGGGCUGCUUUGACGAGUUUAACCGCAUCAACAUUGAGGUGUUGUCCGUGGUGGCCCAGCAGAUCCUGUCCAUCCUAUCUGCCUUGACUGCCAACCUCACACGUUUCUAUUUUGAGGGCUUUGAAAUAAAUCUGGUGUGGUCUUGUGGGAUCUUCAUCACCAUGAAUCCUGGCUAUGCCGGCCGCACAGAGCUUCCAGAGAACCUAAAGUCCAUGUUCCGCCCAAUUGCCAUGGUGGUGCCUGAUUCUACGCUUAUUGCGGAAAUCAUUCUCUUUGGGGAGGGCUUUGGCAACUGCAAGAUCCUGGCCAAGAAGGUGUACACACUGUACUCACUGGCUGUGCAGCAGCUCUCCAGACAGGACCACUACGACUUCGGCCUGCGCGCCCUCACUUCCCUGUUGCGCUAUGCUGGCAAGAAGCGUCGCCUACAGCCAGAUCUGUCUGAUGAAGAGGUUCUGCUGCUCUCCAUGAGAGACAUGAACAUCGCCAAGCUGACGUCAGUGGAUGUCCCAUUGUUCAAUGCUAUUGUGCAGGACCUCUUCCCCAACAUCGAGCUCCCGGUCAUUGACUAUGGCAAGCUACGGGACACCAUCGAGCAGGAGAUCCGAGAAAUGGGCCUGCAGAUCACACCCUUUACCCUCACCAAGGUUUUACAGUUGUACGAAACCAAGAACUCUCGCCACUCCACCAUGAUUGUGGGUGGCACCGGCAGCAGCAAGACCACCUCCUGGAAAAUUCUGCAGGCCUCUCUGACGUCCCUGUGCCGUGCUGGAGAACCCAACUACAACAUCGUUAGAGAGUUCCCUUUGAACCCAAAGGCACUGUCCUUAGGGGAGCUGUAUGGCGAGUAUGACCUCAACACCAACGAAUGGACCGAUGGCAUCCUGUCUAGUGUCAUGCGGGUUGCCUGUGCAGAUGAGAAGCCAGACGAGAAAUGGAUCCUUUUUGAUGGCCCCGUGGACACGCUGUGGAUCGAGAGCAUGAACUCUGUCAUGGACGAUAACAAAGUGCUGACCCUUAUCAAUGGCGAGCGCAUUGCGAUGCCCGAGCAGGUGUCUCUCUUGUUUGAAGUGGAGAACUUGGCUGUGGCCUCUCCAGCCACUGUGUCCCGCUGUGGGAUGGUCUACACUGACUAUGUGGACCUGGGCUGGAAGCCUUAUGUUCAGUCAUGGCUGGAAAAGAGGCCAAAGACAGAAGUAGAGCCGCUUCAACGCAUGUUUGAAAAGUUCAUCAACAAGAUACUGAGCUUCAAAAAGGAUAACUGUAAUGAGCUGGUACCUGUCCCCGAGUACAGUGGGAUCAUCUCCCUCUGUAAGCUCUACACAGUCCUGGCCACACCUGAGAAUGGGGUGAACCCAGCCGAUGCCGAGAACUACUCCUUUAUGGUGGAGAUGACCUUUGUGUUCAGCAUGAUCUGGUCUGUGUGUGCCUCUGUGGACGAGGACGGACGCAAGAAGAUUGACAGCUACCUUCGAGAAAUCGAGGGCUCCUUUCCCAAUAAGGACACAGUGUAUGAAUACUACGUGAACCCCAAGAUGCGGACUUGGACGUCAUUUGAGGAGAAGCUCCCCAAGAGCUGGCGUUAUCCUCCCAACGCCCCUUUCUAUAAGAUCAUGGUACCUACUGUUGAUACUGUGCGGUAUAACUACUUAGUGAGCACCCUGGUGGCCAACCAGAAUCCUGUCUUACUGGUGGGUCCUGUGGGAACUGGAAAGACCUCCAUAGCCCAGAGUGUUCUCCAGUCCUUGCCCUCCAGCCAGUGGUCAGUGCUCGUCGUCAACAUGUCCGCACAGACCACGUCAAACAAUGUGCAGAGCAUCAUUGAGAGCAGAGUAGAGAAGCGGACCAAGGGUGUGUAUGUGCCAUUCGGGGGCAAAAGCAUGAUUACUUUUAUGGAUGACCUAAACAUGCCUGCCAAGGACAUGUUUGGGUCCCAGCCGCCCCUGGAGCUGAUUCGCCUCUGGAUUGACUACGGCUUCUGGUACGAUCGUGUGAAGCAGAGCAUCAAGCACAUCCGAGACAUGUUCCUGAUGGCUGCCAUGGGCCCUCCUGGGGGUGGACGGACUGUUAUCUCCCCAAGGCUGCAGAGUCGCUUCAACAUUAUCAACAUGACCUUCCCCACGGAAUCCCAGAUCAUCCGCAUAUUUGGCACCAUGAUCAACCAGAAGCUCCAGGACUUUGAAGAAGAGGUGAAGCCCAUUGGGAAUGUGGUAACAGAGGCCACCCUGGACGUUUACAAUACGGUGGUACAGCGCUUCCUGCCCACCCCGGCGAAGAUCCAUUACCUCUUCAACCUCCGGGACAUCUCCAAGGUCUUCCAGGGCAUGCUUAGAGCCAACAAGGACUUUCAUGAUACCAAAGCCAGCAUCACAAGACUCUGGAUUCAUGAGUGUUUCAGAGUCUUCUCUGACAGACUGGUCGAUACAGCAGACAUGGAAGCCUUUAUGGGCAUCUUAAGUGACAAACUCGGUACCUUCUUUGACCUCACGUUUCAUCAUCUCUGUCCCAACAAACGCCCUCCCAUCUUUGGGGACUUCCUGAAGGAGCCCAAGGUCUAUGAAGACCUGGUAGACCUGACAGUAUUGAAGACAGCCAUGGAGACGGCCCUGAAUGAGUACAAUCUGUCUCCUUCGGUUGUGCCAAUGCAGCUGGUGCUCUUCCGAGAGGCCAUUGAACACAUCACUCGGAUCGUGCGUGUGAUCGGACAGCCCCGAGGCAACAUGUUGCUGGUGGGGAUCGGGGGCAGCGGGAGGCAGAGUCUGGCCCGCUUGGCGUCUUCCAUCUGCGAUUAUAACACGUUCCAGAUCGAGGUCACCAAGCACUACCGCAAACAGGAGUUCCGAGACGAUAUCAAGCGCUUGUAUCGACAGGCAGGGGUAGAACUCCAGACCACGUCUUUCCUUUUCGUGGACACCCAGAUAGCUGACGAAUCCUUCCUGGAAGACAUCAACAACAUCCUUAGCUCGGGCGAAGUCCCCAAUCUCUACAAGUCUGACGAAUUUGAAGAGAUCCAGAACCAUAUCAUAGACCAGGCCCGGGCAGAACAGAUACCAGAAUCCUCGGACAGCCUCUUUGCAUACCUCAUCGAGCGCGUGCGGAACAACCUGCACAUUGUGCUCUGUCUAAGUCCCGUGGGAGACCCCUUCAGGAAUUGGAUUCGCCAGUACCCAGCCUUAGUAAACUGUACAACCAUCAACUGGUUCUCAGAGUGGCCCCGAGAGGCCUUGCUAGAGGUGGCUGAGAAGUACAUUAUAGGAGUGGACUUGGGGACACAGGAGAAUAUCCACAGGAAAGUGGCCCAAAUCUUUGUCACCAUGCACUGGUCAGUGGCUCAGUAUUCCCAGAAGAUGCUGUUGGAACUGCGGAGAUACAACUAUGUCACACCCACAAACUACCUGGAGCUCGUGUCUGGAUAUAAAAAGCUUCUGGGAGAAAAGCGGCAGGAGCUGCUGGACCAAGCCAAUAAGCUUCGAACUGGAUUGUUUAAGAUUGACGAAACUAGGGAGAAAGUCGAAGUGAUGUCCUUGGAGCUGGAGGACGCCAAGAAAAAAGUGGCAGAGUUCCAGAAGCAGUGCGAAGAAUACCUGGUCAUCAUUGUGCAGCAGAAGCGGGAAGCAGAUGAGCAGCAGAAGGCCGUCACUGCCAAUAGUGAGAAGAUCGCUAUUGAGGAGGUCAAGUGCCAGGCGCUGGCCGACAAUGCCCAGAAGGAUCUAGAGGAAGCAUUGCCCGCCCUUGAAGAAGCCAUGCGGGCCCUAGAGUCUCUGAACAAGAAGGACAUAGGUGAGAUCAAGUCCUACGGACGACCCCCUGCGCAGGUGGAAAUUGUAAUGCAGGCAGUCAUGAUUCUUCGAGGCAAUGAGCCCACGUGGGCAGAAGCAAAGCGACAGUUAGGGGAGCAGAACUUCAUCAAGUCAUUGAUCAACUUUGAUAAAGACAACAUCUCAGAUAAGGUAUUGAAGAAGAUCGGGGCCUACUGCGCCCAGCCCGACUUCCAGCCUGAUAUCAUUGGCAGAGUCUCCCUGGCUGCUAAGUCCCUCUGCAUGUGGGUGCGGGCCAUGGAGUUGUACGGGCGUCUGUAUCGAGUGGUAGAGCCUAAGCGGAUCCGAAUGAACGCCGCCAUGGCCCAGCUUCAGGAGAAGCAAGCAGCCCUAGCUGAAGCCCAGGAAAAGCUGCGAGAGGUGGCAGAGAAAUUGGAGAUGCUGAAGAAACAGUAUGAUGAGAAGCUGGCACAGAAGGAGGAGCUUCGAAAGAAAUCGGAGGAGAUGGAGCUGAAGCUGGAGCGAGCAGGAAUGUUGGUGUCUGGGCUAGCUGGUGAAAAGGCACGAUGGGAAGAGACUGUGCAGGGCCUGGAGGAGGAUCUGGGUUACCUGGUGGGCGACUGUCUGAUUGCAGCUGCGUUCUUGUCCUACAUGGGACCCUUUCUGACCAAUUACCGGGAUGAGAUUAUCAAUCAAAUCUGGAUCAGGAAGAUCAGGGAGCUUCAGGUUCCCUGUUCACCUCGCUUUGCCAUUGAUAACUUCCUGACCAAUCCCACCAAAGUCCGGGACUGGAACAUCCAGGGGUUGCCCUCAGAUGCCUUCUCCACAGAGAAUGGCAUCAUCGUCACCAGGGGCAACAGGUGGGCCCUCAUGAUCGAUCCUCAGGGCCAAGCCCUCAAGUGGAUUAAGAACAUGGAAGGAAACCAGGGCCUUAAAAUCAUCGACCUGCAGAUGCAUGACUACCUUCGAGUUCUAGAACAUGCCAUCCAGUUUGGAUUUCCAGUGCUACUCCAGAAUGUGCAGGAGUAUCUGGACCCCACGCUCAACCCAGUGCUCAACAAAUCUGUAGCUCGAAUUGGUGGUCGGAUGCUGAUUCGAAUUGGUGACAAGGAGGUGGAAUACAAUCCCAAUUUCCGUUUCUACCUCACCACCAAGCUCUCCAAUCCCCACUAUAAUCCAGAGACUUCGGCUAAGACCACCAUUGUCAACUUCGCUGUAAAGGAGCAGGGCCUGGAAGCCCAGCUGCUGGGCAUUGUGGUUCGGAAGGAGCGACCAGAGCUGGAGGAGCAGAAGGACUCUCUGGUCAUCAACAUCGCUGCAGGAAAGAGAAAGCUCAAAGAACUAGAGGAUGAGAUCCUGCGCUUGUUGAAUGAGGCCACAGGCUCUCUGCUUGAUGACGUGCAGCUGGUGAAUACCCUCCAGACAUCCAAGAUAACGGCCACCGAGGUGACCGAGCAACUGGAGACCAGUGAGACCACAGAGAUCAACAUUGACUUGGCCCGAGAGGCUUACCGUCCGUGUGCCCAGCGGGCCUCGGUGCUGUUCUUUGUGCUCAAUGACAUGGGCCGCAUUGACCCCAUGUACCAGUUCUCCCUGGACGCCUACAUCGGCCUCUUUAUCCUCAGCAUUGACAAGAGCCACCGCAGCAAUAAGCUGGAGGACCGCAUCGAGUACCUGAAUGACUACCACACCUAUGCUGUCUACAGGUACACCUGCCGAACCCUUUUUGAGCGCCACAAGCUUCUGUUCAGUUUUCACAUGUGCGCCAAAAUCCUGGAGACGUCCGGCAAGCUCAACAUGGAUGAGUACAACUUCUUCCUGCGUGGGGGUGUGGUCCUGGAUCGUGAAGGCCAAAUGGACAAUCCAUGUACCAGUUGGCUGGCAGAUGCCUACUGGGAUAAUAUCACAGAACUGGACAAACUGACCAACUUCCAUGGGCUCAUGAACUCCUUUGAGCAGUACCCUCGGGACUGGCACCUGUGGUACACCAACUCUUCCCCGGAGAAGGCCAUGCUGCCAGGUGAGUGGGAGAAUGCGUGCAAUGAGAUGCAGCGGAUGCUGAUCGUCCGCUCCCUGCGUCAGGACCGAGUGGCAUUCUGUGUUACUUCCUUCAUCGUGUCCAACCUUGGCUCUCGAUUCAUUGAACCGCCUGUGCUAAACAUGAAAUCGGUGAUGGAGGACUCUACCCCGAGAUCCCCACUGGUAUUCAUCCUGUCCCCCGGUGUAGACCCCACCAGCGCUCUGCUUCAGCUGGCGGAGCACACAGGCAUGGCCCACCGCUUCCAUGCCCUGUCCCUGGGCCAGGGCCAGGCCCCCAUUGCUGCUCGGCUUCUUCGAGAGGGUGUGAAUCAAGGGCACUGGGUGUUCCUGGCAAACUGCCACCUGUCUCUGUCUUGGAUGCCUAAUCUGGACAAGUUGGUGGAGCAACUGCAGGUGGAGGACCCUCACCCUUCCUUCCGCCUGUGGCUCAGCUCUAGCCCCCACCCAGACUUCCCAAUCUCCAUCCUGCAGGCCAGCAUCAAGAUGACCACAGAGCCACCAAAGGGUCUAAAGGCCAACAUGACACGUCUUUAUCAGCUGAUGACAGAGGCACAGUUUACCCACUGCUCCAAGCCUGCCAAGUAUAAGAAGCUGCUCUUUGCCCUCUGCUUCUUCCAUUCCAUAUUACUCGAGCGCAAAAAAUUUUUACAGCUUGGCUGGAAUAUUAUUUAUGGCUUCAACGACUCUGACUUUGAGGUGUCAGAGAACCUGCUGAGCCUCUAUCUGGAUGAGUAUGAAGAGACACCCUGGGACGCGCUCAAAUACCUCAUCGCUGGUGUCAACUAUGGGGGACAUGUCACAGAUGACUGGGACCGGCGUCUGCUCACCACCUAUAUCAAUGAUUAUUUCUGUGAUCUGAGCCUAACAACUCCCUUCUACCGGUUGUCUGUACUGGACACUUAUUACAUCCCAAAGGACGGGAGCUUGGCCUCUUACAAAGAAUAUAUCAGCAUGCUGCCUAGUAUGGACCCCCCUGAGGCCUUUGGCCAACACCCCAACGCUGACGUGGCCUCCCAGAUCACAGAGGCCCGGACCCUCUUUGAGACCCUGCUUUCCCUGCAACCCCAGAUCACACCCACCAGGGUUGGUGGCCAGAGCCGAGAAGAGAAGGUCCUAGAGUUGGCUGCUGAUGUGAAGCAGAAGAUCCCCGAGAUGAUCGACUAUGAGGGGACCCGAAAGUUGCUGGCUCUUGACCCCUCCCCACUCAAUGUGGUCCUCCUGCAGGAGAUCCAGAGAUAUAACAAGUUGAUGAAGACCAUCUUGUUCUCCCUGACAGACUUGGAGAAGGGCAUCCAGGGCCUCAUCGUCAUGUCAACAAGCCUGGAAGAGAUCUUCAACUGCAUAUUUGAUGCUCAUGUCCCUCCACUCUGGGGAAAGGUAUAUCCCUCACAAAAGCCCUUGGCGUCAUGGACCCGGGACCUGGCUGUGCGUGUGGAACAGUUUGAAACAUGGGCCAGUCGAGCCCGCCCUCCGGUGCUCUUUUGGCUGUCUGGCUUCACUUUCCCCACUGGCUUCCUCACUGCGGUACUGCAGUCUGCCGCUCGCCAAAACAACAUCUCAGUGGACAGCCUCUCUUGGGAAUUUAUAGUUUCCACUGUGGACGACAGCAACCUGGUGUAUCCACCCAAGGAUGGAGUUUGGGUUCGGGGCCUGUACCUGGAGGGUGCUGGCUGGGACCGAAAGAAUUCUUGUUUAGUGGAGGCGGAGCCCAUGCAGCUGGUCUGCCUCAUGCCCACGAUCCACUUCCGUCCAGCAGAGAGCCGAAAGAAAAGUGCCAAGGGCAUGUACUCCUGUCCCUGCUAUUAUUAUCCCAACCGGGCAGGCAGCACAGAUCGAGCCUCCUUUGUCAUAGGCAUCGAUCUCCGAUCUGGAUCCAUGACAUCUGAUCACUGGAUUAAGAGGGGCACUGCUCUACUGAUGAGCCUGGACAGCUGAUGAGCUCUUCUCUCCUCCUUGAGAGGGUCGGAAGCCCUAGGACCUUGAACUAAAGCUGGAUCUCAGGCUUUGACUUUAGCUGAAUCUAGCAUAUAGUGACACUCUGACAGUACCUAGUGGCGCUAGCGGAAAAGGUGGAAGACUUGUAUUGGCGCUCAGUGCAGUAAAAACCGUGCAAAACC